Messenger RNA from Pezoporus occidentalis (night parrot), 4199 nucleotides. It is a transcript of the gene EGLN1, whose product is annotated as egl-9 family hypoxia inducible factor 1. The transcript is spliced from 5 exons. Bases 151 to 1470 code for a protein of 439 amino acids. Gene Ontology annotation, biological process: peptidyl-proline hydroxylation to 4-hydroxy-L-proline; cellular response to hypoxia. Gene Ontology annotation, molecular function: ferrous iron binding; peptidyl-proline 4-dioxygenase activity; L-ascorbic acid binding. The record is from RefSeq and is a predicted model, not a curated record. Lineage: Eukaryota; Metazoa; Chordata; Aves; Psittaciformes; Psittacidae. Gene Ontology annotation, cellular component: cytoplasm; nucleus.
CGGGGGCCGCGGCGGAGCCGGGCGGCCAUGAUGCAGUGAGCGCUCCCUCCCCGCGCGGCCGGGCGGGGGCCCGCGUUAGCGCCGCUCCCGCCCGCCUCCUUACAUAACCCCUCGGCGGCGGAGCGGGGCUGCGGCGGCACCACCAGCGCCAUGGCUAAUGACAGCGGCGGCGGCGCCGGCCAGGGCGGUGGCGAGAGCAGCAGCAGCGGCGGCGGUAGCGGCAGUAACGGCAGUAACAGCAGCGAGCGGGACCGGCAGUACUGCGAGCUGUGCGGGAAGAUGGAGAACCUGCUACGGUGCGGGCGCUGCCGCAGCUCUUUCUACUGCAGCAAGGAGCACCAGCGCCAGGACUGGAAGAAGCACAAGCUCAUCUGCCGCGGCGGAGGCACAGCGGCAGCCGCAGCAGGGGGCGCUGCCGAGCCCCGCGGCGGGCAUCCCCCGCCGACCCGCGCCCACAGCGCCGGGGCCACGGCGGGAGGCGGCAGCCGGGCGGGGGCCGGAGCUGCGGCGGGGAAGGGCGCAGUGUUGCCGUUGCCGGAGGCCGCCGCCGAGGCCGCCCCGCUAGCCAACAACCAUGUUGCCGCCGCCGCAGCCGCCACUGGUGAGGUGGAAGCCCCGGCCGCGGCCCAGUCCCCUUCGCCCUCCGGGGAGGCGGUGCUGCUGUACCGGGACAAGUCGAACCUGUACCCGGGCGGCGUGCAGGCAGGGCCCGGCGGGGCAGCGCUGCGCCCCAAUGGGCAGACGAAGUCGCUGGUGCCGCAGCGGCUGGCGCUGGAGUACAUCGUGCCCUGCAUGAACAAGCACGGCAUCUGCGUGGUGGACGACUUCCUCGGCAAGGAGCUGGGCGGGCUGGUGGCCGAGGAGGUGCGGGCGCUGCACCACACCGGCCGCUUCACCGACGGGCAGCUCGUCAGCCAGAAGAGCGACUCCUCCAAGGACAUCCGCGGCGACAAGAUCACCUGGGUGGAGGGCAAGGAGCCGGGCUGCCAGGCCAUCCGGCUCCUCAUGAACAGCAUGGACGAUCUCAUCCGACACUGCAACGGCAAGCUGGGCAACUACAAAAUCAACGGCAGGACGAAAGCUAUGGUGGCUUGUUAUCCAGGCAAUGGAACAGGAUACGUGCGCCAUGUUGAUAAUCCAAAUGGAGAUGGAAGAUGUGUUACAUGUAUAUAUUAUCUUAAUAAAGACUGGGAUGCCAAGGUAAGUGGAGGCAUCCUCCGGAUAUUCCCAGAAGGUAAAGCCCAAUUCGCUGAUAUUGAACCCAAAUUCGAUAGACUGCUAUUCUUCUGGUCUGAUCGCCGCAACCCUCAUGAAGUACAGCCAGCAUAUGCUACAAGGUACGCAAUAACAGUGUGGUAUUUUGAUGCAGAUGAACGAGCACGAGCUAAAGUAAAAUAUCUAACAGGUGAAAAAGGUGUGAGGGUUGAACUUAAUAAACCUUCUGACUCAGUUGGGAAAGACGUUUUAUAAGCCUUUGAUUUAGCAACUCCCCUUGCUAUUCUCCCUGAUAAAUCUUGAUGCUAUCUAUUAACUUUUGAAUGUGAAUAACAAGAUAAAGGAAAAUCAACAACGAACCAACAUUUUAAUAAAGAAGCAAACAGUGUUUCAAUGUUGCAUCAAAUAGAAGGUUCUUUGACUGCUGAAGCAUUGUACUAUGUGAUUGUGACUCCAGGCCUGUGACUGCUUAUGUGAAGAAGAUAAGCAAUCAGUAAGAAACAACAUAUGCAUCUGGACAUAAAUAAGUGCCCUACAUAGAAUUUGUCCAUCCUUAUAUUUUGUCAGACCUGUCAUCCAGCUGAAUCCAAUUCAUCACUCCCUUUUUUUAUAUGCUAAAAGUUUGAAUUUUGGGUAAUUUUUGUAUGACCAGGUACAGUUAAUCAAAAUUGAGUCUUAAAAAAAAAAAAAAAAAAAGAAAAACUGAAAAAAAAAAGAAAAAAAUUACAGUAUUCUCCAAAAUAACAUGGAUCUAUUUUUGUAAAACUGUUCAUACCGUUCUCCUCUGCCAUUGAAGACCUAAUUUAAUGUAAGGGUUGCCAGUAACUGAUAAUCACUUUAAUUUUCUUUACACCUUAAGUCAGAAAAGGAGCACUUUAAUUACCAGCUAAAAACCUGAUUGUUUUAUAUCAUAUCUCACACUAAUCUUAACUUUUAAAGAUUGCUGCUGUAUUGUUUUUUUGUUUUGACUGUGUCCUCCUGAACCUUAUUAACAGAAGCAAAUCAGUGUCUCGCUAUUAGUAACAUUCAGUUUGUGGUUUUGUAUGUUGGAUCCACAGAGGGGAAGUUUCUGUCUCUUUGUUUUAUUUUAGUUUAGGGGAUGUUUUUGUUUUGUUUGCCUUUUUAUUUUUUUGUUGUUUUAUUUUAUUUUGUGGGUUGGUUUUUGUUUUGGGUUUUUUUUUAAGUGACUGGCACUAAGUGAACUUGACACUAUCGGUUGCUGUCAUUGGCUUUGGGGACCUGGUAGAUACCAUCGAGUUACAAGAACAUACAAGGGCUUUCCUAGGCUAUUAGAGGUACCCAGAACCUCCUUACGUACUUGACGGAAACUUUUGAGCUUUCUCUGUUUUCUAACGAGUACUUGGCACUCCACUUUCCUUUGUAUAUAAGUUAAUAGAAUAUCAAAACCCUAACUUUUUAAUUUCCUUUUCAAGUGUUGGUGUCCUGUGCAGUCUGUAAGUUGACACCUUGAUCUAUUAUAUAAUACAAGGAGAUGGUCAGCACACUGAAGCUGAAGUGCAUCACUGUAGGCUCUUUGUGCAAUACAUCUUUAGGUUUUCACUGGGCUGAAGGAUUUCCCCAAAAAGGCACUGCCCUUUGGUCAAUACUGAGGUAUAUAUUUAGUAGGAAAGCAUUUACUUUCUUUUACAUUGUUUUAAUUUUAUCAAGGAGAGGGGACAUCACAGAAUAGAAGUGAGAUGUGCAGAAAUGUUGAUACUCUUUUAUUUUUAAGAAAUGGAUGGUUUGGACACUGAUCUCUUUUUAUUAUUAUUUUUUAAUUCUUUCCUUUUUUUUUUUUUAACCCCUGAGCUUUAAAAGCUUGAGAAAACAAAAGCAAACCUAUAAAAGACAGCAUUCACAUUUUCAGGAGUUUGAGGGUUGAUCAACUUACCCACUGCAGUUUUCUAUCUGUCCCUUAUUUCCUUACUUAGCCAAAACAAUGUGAGUGUACAGAAAUAUUUCUGUAUAUAUUACAACUUGUGACAAUUUUAGCAUCUGUAUAGUUUGUAUUCAAUUAGAGACCUUUUCUAUGGAAAGCUCAGUAAUUUUUUAUUAAAAACAUUACUAUUGUUCAUGUAAAACAUGAAAAAGCUAAUUGUUUAGUAACAAACUGACAGAAGGGGGGGGGGAAUCAGUAUUGGUAUAUCAUUUAGGAGAACCAACAAAAAUCCCAGUUUUGUUUUGAUUUUGCUUUUCCUUUUUUUUAGUAUAUUCUUGCCCUUUACAGUUACCUUCCUCUUUCCUCCUUUCUUCCCAGAAAACCAGACAGAAUACCUUUACUGUAAGUGCCUCUGCCAACCUGGCCAAGGAGUGCAAAUCUUCAUUACUGUCUGGUCUGCAGUGCAUUUAGGCUACCAAUGAAACAAGCAAAAAAGCCACCUCUUCUACUUCACCUUCUUCAGUACUACUUUAACAGAGGUUUGUUUAGUUUUGUUUUAGAAAUGUAAGCAUAAGCCUUUAAACUCAUUUCAGUCCCUCUGUAAUUGAAAGUUCUGCAGUUACGUGGCGUAUCAAAUUCUAAUCACACUGUAGGUUUGUGCUUGCCAGACAGGUUUUAAAAGUGCUUAUUUUUUCACUCCAUGUAAGUCAUUACAAUAGGGUCAACAAAAUCAGGUCAGCCAUUUCUUCCAUGUCCUUUAGAAACUGUUCAUUUCAUGUCGGUUGAGUAUUCAGUCUUGAGUAUCACCAAGCAGGUCCUUGUUCUAAAACUAUUUUUUAAACUGUCUUAUGAUCUGUAUGUGUCUAGUCCUGGUUAAAGAUAAAGCUUCAUAAUGCUAUUUUUAUUCAUGAUGUUAGCUGGCUGUGAAAUACGAGACCUUUAUCUAUAGCAGGCGAAGAAAUUCAGGAUUCAUUUACAGGUUGCCUAUAAAGUUGUGUAAUUUGAAAAGCAGUGUUCAUUAUGAAAGAGCUCUCAAGUUGCUUGUAAAGCUAAUCUAAUUAAAAAAAAAAAAAAAAAGAUGAUGUAUAAAGGUUCUUGAAAACUA